CUCCAUCGAGACAACCACAGGCGGUUUCCCCUCAUCAACGUGGCAGGAUGUAAAGCAAUCUAUGUGCGCACUACGCAUCCCGUGCACUUUGGAAACGUUCAGCCUCCUGGCGCCAACCUUACGCACAUUUUCGUCUUUAUCUCUCUAAGGAAAAGAUCGCUUCUAAAUUCAGUCAGUCCCUUCCCAUAUGCGAAAUAGAAAAAUGCUCCAUCCUCAACCUUCCACUCAUAUAAAAUCCUUCUUCGAUCCAUCUCUUCUCGUCACAAAGUUAUUCUCAAUUUCUGUUUCUUCCUACUAACCAAACCCUAAUUUCAUCUUUUUUUCCCCCUUCAAUCUUCCCUUCGUUUUCGAUAAUUCUUGUUGAUUUGCUUAAAGCAAAGGAAAAAUAGGAAAAAAAACUUUAUAGUAAUUAAUUUCUUAUUUAUUUCUGUGUUUCUGCAAAUCCGUAGCUUUUUGUUUGCUGAGGUUUUUAGAUUUCCUUAUUUGGUAGUUUUUGGAAAAGCAAUACCGUUAAGUUCGGUUGUUUUUUUUCUUUCCCAAAAUAACACUAUUGCCUAAUAGACUAUCAGCACUAAACCCAUCUAAGAACUGUAUUUCUGUCGGUGACGGACAACUCCCUCCUUUUUGUUGCAAAUUUUGUCAAAAACCUUUUGUGGUGAUCUCAUGAUUUGUUGAAUUCUAUCGCCAAAUGUCUGUGGAAAGAUCGUUUGAAGCUUGGGAGGAAGUGCAGCGGCAUGGCCAGGAUCUUGCAGACCGGCUGGCGCAGGGAUUUACGGGCCUUAUUCAAUCCCAUAUGACCAACCCGCCAGCUUUUCCCUGGCCCAACCCUCAGAAAUCGAAGCUUUUUGAUUUGGAGUUCCCAGGCCACAGUUUUAAUGGAAGGGAUUUUGGAGUAUUAGCUGAUAAUACUGGGAUAAAUGGGGUUUCUGCAAUUUUCGAUAUUGGAAACAGAAUUGGACAAGCUGGGGCUGAUUUUGGGGCGGGCUUGAAUGGGUUAGUGCAGCAGUUAUUUAGGAUGUUGCCGGUGCCUUUUAGGCAGGAGGAGAGUGUUGGGAUGGAGGUGAGGAUGGAUGGUAAUAGGAGUAAUAUUGGGUUGGGUAUGGAGGGCGACUUGGGGUUGGUGAGCGAGGGGUUGAGGGAUUAUGGAUUUGUGGAGAAUGCUACUGGCGGUAAGCUGGAUGGUUCAUCAGAUGAAGAAACGGGUGGGUUUAAUUUGAAAUCCGUGGGGCUUCUUGGUAAACCACAGGGCGUCGUAAAUAUCACAUCAACUUAUGACAGUAGAAACAACAAUAUAGAGAGUUCUUUGGUUGCAAGGGGAGAUUUAUGGAGAGUUGAGGCAUCACAUGGCAGUUCCACAUCAGGAAAUGAUAAUUCAUCACUCUUUCUGUUCCAGCUUGGACCAUUACUAUUUGUUCGUGACUCGACACUUCUUCUGCCUGUUCAUCUGUCAAAGCAACACUUGCUUUGGUAUGGUUAUGAUAGGAAGAAUGGGAUGCAUUCUCUGUGUCCUGCUGUAUGGUCAAAGCAUAGAAGGUGGCUGUUAAUGUCAAUGCUCUGUCUUAAUCCUUUGGCUUGUUCAUUCGUGGAUUUGCAGUUUCCAAAUGGUCAGUUUACCUAUGUGUCAGGCGAGGGGCUGACUACAAGUGCUUUUCUACCCAUUUUUGGGGGCCUUCUCCAAGCUCAGGGUCAAUAUCCAGGAGAAAUGAGGUUUAGCUUUUCUCAUAAGAACAAGUGGGGUACACGCAUCACACCAAUGGUACAAUGGCCUGACAAAUCAUUUACAUUAGGUUUUGCUCAAGCCUUAGCAUGGCAAAGAUCAGGCCUAAUGGUGAGGCCUACAGUUCAGUUCAGUUUGUGCCCAACUUUUGGCGGAAACAAUCCUGGGGUGCAGGCAGAACUUAUUCAUUCAGUGAAUGAGCAACUAAAUCUGAUAUGUGGCUGUGCAUUCUUGACAUACCCUUCAGUAUUUGCAUCACUGUCUAUUGGGCGGUCUAAAUGGAAUGGUAAUGUGGGGAGCACAGGAAUCGUUGUGAGAGUUGACAGCCCACUUUCUGAUGUUAGUCAACCAUCAGUUUCUGUUCAGAUAAAUGGCGGCAUUGAAUUUUGAAUGUCUGGCUCUGCAAUCACAUAUCUUGCAUUAGAGAUGUAAAUAGACACGAGCAUCUGAACCUGCAAUACCACUUGUAUAUUUUGAGAUUUCUAUUUAAUUAUACGAGUCACUGCCAUCUGCUUUCUGUAAAAAUGAGGUUUUUUUUUUUUUUUAAUUAAAUCAAAAGCAACUGGAAGGUUGAAGCACUAUGUAAAUUUUGAAUUGGAUAGAAUUUUGACCGUUCUAGCUUCAGAAAUAUUUGCCAACUUCCAAGUUCUAGCUAUGUUCUUUGGACAUGGAUCAUGUAAAAGAACGAACUUUUAAUCUAAUAUGAUAAUUUUUGUAGAA
Messenger RNA from Hevea brasiliensis (rubber tree), 2437 nucleotides. RefSeq lists its product as uncharacterized. Bases 689 to 2107 code for a protein of 472 amino acids. NCBI's taxonomy places the organism in Eukaryota, Viridiplantae, Streptophyta, Magnoliopsida, Malpighiales, Euphorbiaceae. The transcript is spliced from 7 exons. The record is from RefSeq and is a predicted model, not a curated record.